Dreissena polymorpha is the source of this 3574-nucleotide messenger RNA. Its product is annotated as methylcrotonoyl-CoA carboxylase beta chain, mitochondrial-like. The record is from RefSeq and is a predicted model, not a curated record. Lineage: Eukaryota; Metazoa; Mollusca; Bivalvia; Myida; Dreissenidae. Gene Ontology annotation, molecular function: methylcrotonoyl-CoA carboxylase activity. Gene Ontology annotation, cellular component: mitochondrion; methylcrotonoyl-CoA carboxylase complex. The coding region runs from base 899 to 2626 and encodes 575 amino acids. Gene Ontology annotation, biological process: L-leucine catabolic process. The transcript has 13 exons.
AAUCACUAAAAACACUACGACGAGAUAGUUAACAUGCUUGAUUAAAAGAAAAACAGAUUCAUAAAUUUGCCGAGCAACAGAUAAGAAUUUGGCAGAAUUCAGUAUUUAAAAUAAUUGAGUACCGAGAAUUGAGUAAUAUCAACCUAUUAUUGGCUCAUUGGUAAAAAAAUGAAAAUUGAAACAACAAAUCGAUCUCAUUAUAUAAGUUAACCUGAUCCAGUGUAGAAAACUAUUGUAUAACUAAAUUAUCUCUUUCCUUGAAUUUGUUUGAAAACAGUAAAAUAUGUUAAAUUGAUUCUUUAAGACUUUCAUUAUUUCCCCAAAAAAUUAGGCGUUUCGCGCAAUUUUUUUCCUAAAAAAUGGCACGGUCUUUCCCAAAAAAUCAGAUUUAAAAAAACCUGUGACGUUAUUGAUUUGUGAAAAAAAUGGUGGAAGCAAUACGAGAGUUUAUGUGGAUAAUAGUCAGUUUAAACCUGUAAGUUUCGGAAAUCUAAAGCUUUUGAUAUUGUUGUGAAUUCGCACCAAUUUUUAAAGCUUAAGACUUCCGAAAUGUGCUGAUUUACUUGUUAUAUUCCAUUAAUUCAUAGCACAAAAUACGUUUUUUAUAAGCAUUAAAAUUCACCUUGCAAAGUGCCAAAUUAAAAAAAGUAUAUAUAUAGGGAGGGGGGACCCUUCCCAAACCCUCCCCGGUUGGGCCCCCCCAGUAAAAAAAUCCUGGGUACGGCCCUGGCAUGCUAUAUAAUGUCCCAUUAUUUUGAACUUACCCAAACAGAAUUAUUGAUAACAUAUUAUUAUUUUACAGCGGCAAAUGAAGUUUUAGUGGGGGAUAUUGGACACUCUAUCAUUGAGACACUCAAUAAGCCAUAUUUUUUGGAACUUGAGAUCAUCACAUCAACACAUGUCAGGCUAUUUACGCCACCCAAGGUUGUUGUGGUCCUUAAGACCAACACAAAACCUUUCUUGCCUUUGUCGCUGCCUACAUUUGACUGUGACAAGAUGCACAAGCACUGUACGGCAAAGGAGAGUCAAGCCCUUCCCUGUACUAGAUGGAACCGUGGAUACUUCUGACUCCCAGUUUCAAAAAAAUGUGGAAACGACACAAUCUUUGACAGCAAAUUAUGAGGAAAUUCUAGCACAGUCCCUGGCUGGUGGAGGAGAGAAGGCAAUCCUGCGGCACACAAAACAGCACAAGAAGCUGUUGGCAAGGGAAAGAAUCAAGCUGUUGGUUGACGAUGAUGCAGAAUUCCUGGAGUUGUCUCCCAUUGCAGGACAUAACAUGGAAUACGGGGAUGUGCCCAGGGCAGGGGUUAUAACUGGCAUCGGGAAGAUUUACGACAAGUUCUGUAUGAUCAUUGCCAACGAUGGGACAGUGAAGGGUGGGACGGUGUACCCAAUCACGUUGAAGAAACAGCUGCGGGCGCAGGAGAUUGCCCUGGAAAACAGACUCCCCUGUGUGUAUGCAGUGGACUCGGGAGGGGCUUUCCUGCCAUUGCAGGCAGAGAUUUUUAACCCUGGUGGGCAGACUUUCUACAAUGAAGCAGUCAUGGGGGCCAUGGGAAUUCCUCAGGUGGCUGUUGUUUGUGGCAGUUGCACUGCGGGAGGUGCAUACAUCCCCACUAUGGCAGAUGAAGCGGUUAUGGUGCAUCGCAUAGGAACCAUAUUCCUGGGGGGCCCCCCAUUGGUGCAGGCAGCGACAGGGGAGAUAAUCAGUGCCGAGGAGUUGGGAGGAGCAACUCUUCACUGCAGUGUUAGCGGGUGCACAGACUACUUUGCAGCUGAUGAGCAUGAGGCGUUCCAAACCGGGCGUGACAUUAUAGAGGGGCUGAACCUCCCAUCACAUCCAGGACGAUUGCGUACCCCUGAAGAGCCCCUGUUUGAUCCAGCAGAAAUCCCUGGCCUCAUCCCAAGACUGGAGCAGCAGAAUAUGGAUAUAAGGAAGGUGCUGUCACGUCUGGUGGAUGGGAGCAGAUUUAAUGAGUUCAAGACCCUGUGGGGAUCAACAUUGGUCACAGGGUUUGCCUAUAUACAAGGUUACUUGGUGGGUAUCGUUGCCAACGCUGGGGAGUUAAAUGACACAGCUGCAGCAAAGGGGGCACACUUUGUCAACAUGUGUUCAGAGAGAAACAUACCUCUUGUCUUUCUUCAUAAUAGUACAGACAAUACUAAUAAACCAAACUACGGGUUGCAAGGUGGAAACAUUCUCCGAGACCAUGCGAAAAUGAUGGCAGCCAUUAGCUGUGCUCGCGUACCAAAAAUAUCAAUAGUUGUCGGAAAUAGUAUAGGAACGACAAAUUACCUUAUGUGUGGUCGAUCUUGCAGUCCAAACUUUAUGUUUACCUGGCCUAAUGCUGUUAUGGGGAUACUGGAUAAAAGUCAUCUAGUAGACAACAUUAUUCAGGAUAAAUUUCAUGACAAGGAGACUUCUGUCUCUGAAAAAGAUGAGCUGAGGAAAAAGUUGCUUGAGCGCUACUCUGUUGAAAUGUCUGCAUUCUAUAUUAGCUCACGUCUCCUUGACGACGGCAUAAUAACACCGCAAAAUACUCGACAAACAAUUGGGCGAUGUUUAGAGAUCACGUUGGCGUACAGACAACACAAACAGACUCUGCAUAAUGUGACCCGAAUGUGAUAAUAAACAUGUCAAAUUAUAUAUCACUCAUAAUAGAUAUAAUUGCCUACUAAUAAACGCAAUGAAUGAAAUGACAAAUCAUGAAAAACACACUCCUCAUCGCCGAUUAUGCCUUCCAAUAACUGUGAUGCACCACAAUUAAAACACAUUAAGUAUUUAGGUUGUGCAGCUUGGACCCAUGUGGGACCCAUGUGCAGGCUGGUGUGUAGUUAGGCUUGACGCAUAAUGCAUAAGACCUAUUUUCGCAUGACGCAGGUCAUAUGUAAAAAUUCUUUCCGUCAUUCACUUUAGAGUAUCAGGUUAAAAUGACAGGUUGAUUUAUAUAAAUCAUAAAAUGUCAAGAUUCAGGGCGCAUAAUAUGUGGUCCCAUAGGUUUACAAUAUACACAGUGUGCAUUUACAUGUUCCCGUUGCACAGCGACAUGCCUCUCAUUUACAUGUUCCCGUUGCACAGAGACAUGCCUCUUAUUUGUUUAUAAUUGCGCCACGCUCUGUUAAACGGGGGUCUCAUGCAUGUGUGUGAAGUGUCUUCCCAUAUUAGCUGUAUAGGUAGUUCACGCAGGCUAAUCAGGGACGACCCUUUCCGCAUAGACUUGAUUUUUGCUAAGAAGAGAAUAUCUUAAAACGAAAAAUAUAAAAGGGGAAAGUGUAGUCCCUGAUUAGCCUGUGCGGAUUGCAUGAAACCCCCUUUUCACAGUGCAUUGUCCAAUUAUAAUUUUUAUUUUGUGUAAGUAUUCAUCUAUUAACAUUAGAGACAUGCAUCAGAUGUGUGUUUGUUAAAUGUAUUACAAGACAGAAAUAUUAUAUGAAAGGAGAAUCAAAUUAGCUUAACAAUGACGGAAUUUAAAGAACUGCUGCACGUCUAACGUUUUCAAGUUCAAUAUUGAGAUAUAACGUUGUUUACAUGUGUAUCUGUAUGUAUUGUUGAAGUAUUAAAACUAUUAACGAC